UCUGCCAGUAGUGAACACACCAGGGCAACAUCCUCCAUCCUCUCCUAAGCAUAAAGUGGCUUUUUAGCAUUCGCUUUGCCUAGUCUCUGGAAAACAUCUGAAUCAUUUUAACUAACUCCAGCUGUCGUCUUGCUGUGGGUGUGUGAGAAAGUGCAUGCCCGUCUCUGAAUGAGAACGAGGGGUUACGUUUUGAUUUACCCCCCUCACAGAAAGUUUUUAGUUUGUUUUUUAGUCUGUUUUUUUCUCGGGAUGAAUACAGAUACGCGUGUCUCUUAUCGCGAUAUGACAUCCAUGGAUUCAUAUUAUUCACCAUUAUCAGGUCAAGGGAGAAUUCAGCAGGCCAACCCUUACAGGGCUUUACAGCCGAGCGAGGCAAAAUACAACCACACUUUUCUGUCCGCCAAAGGUCAGCCUAACGAAGACAAAUCGCGGAGUCCUGUCCGACAGGAGUGCCAGUCUCCUGAUGAUAUCACACCCGAGAGCGUUUAUAACAAAUACCAUCUUUUCAUACAAAAACCCUUAUAUAAAACACAUCAAGAGAGCAAAAUACUUCAGGACGACUGCUAUGGUAAAGAUGGGGCUGGACUAACAGACACCGAGCUGUCUCAAUCUCGUGGCACAGAAAUGGAUGCUUGUUACCUCAAUGUGAAAGGCCCUGGGGUCAAAAGCCCAUCAGAGCGUCCUGUCUCUGAGCUUGGAAGUCAUCUGGAAAAGAGCAAACUAGAAAACAAGAGCAAAAAAAGGCGUAACCGUACCACCUUUACUAGCUAUCAGCUGGAGGAGCUGGAGACGGUUUUUCAGAAGACACACUACCCAGAUGUCUAUGCCCGGGAGCAGCUGGCUCUCAGGACAGAUCUCACAGAAGCAAGGGUGCAGGUGUGGUUUCAGAAUCGCAGGGCCAAAUGGAGGAAAAGAGAACGAUUUGGACAGAUGCAACAAGUCCGGACGCACUUCUCAACAGCCUAUGAACUGCCACUGCUUACACAGCAAGAAAAUUAUGCACAAAUUCAAAACCCUUCAUGGUUAAGUGGAAGCAGCUCGGCAUCACCGGUGCCUGGAUGUGUGGUACCCUUUGAUACAGCAGCGUCUUGUAUGAACCCUCACCCUCAUUCUGCUAGCGGUGUGUCUGAUUUCCUGGGCAUGGGACAAACACACCUUGGCAGUCUUUUUGGCAAACCGGGAGCAGGUGGAAACUUUAAUGGCUUUGAACUCAACGUCGAGCCCGAUCAUAAAUCCUCCAGCAUCGCCAGCCUGCGUAUGAAAGCGAAGGAGCACAACGCUACGAUCUCGUGGGCCACAUGAUGCCCUCAUCUGGGACACAGAAGACCAGACAACCUCAGCCCUGAGCUGUCAGCACUAAUGAGGUGAAAGUUUAUGCCAUCUGGAGCCAAUAUGGACCAGAGGAAUCAAGGCUAGGAGCAAAUAAGAGCCUUAACUUUGAACAUUUUGUAGAGAAACUGAAUGGUCGAGCAGGACAGAGAGCUUAAAUGUGAUCUGAUGGACCAGUUACAAAAUGUUAACUUUCAUUAAAAAACUGAAUUCCCGCAAUUAGAUGCGGGAAUAAUAUGCAUCUAUAUUGACACCAGUCUGCUACUUUAUUCGGCUCAGAAUUCUUAGCACGGUUAGUAUUGAUGCCAAUGAGCAACCUUCCGGUCUCUGUCGUGAAGCCAACGUGGAAGUGGCUUAAACUGCAAAUUCAUUGACUGUUCCGCUAGAGACUGUUAAUCCCAUAGACCCCCAUGUUAAAAUGUCCAACUUUACAGCAGAAAUAAAUAUGUU
Messenger RNA from Paramisgurnus dabryanus, 1779 nucleotides. The record is from RefSeq and is a predicted model, not a curated record. Lineage: Eukaryota; Metazoa; Chordata; Actinopteri; Cypriniformes; Cobitidae.